AUGUCAGAAGAUAAUCCCCCAUCCUACCGAUGUGAUGUAAUCCUGGCCCCGUCUCAGUACACCACUGUGUCUCCUCCAGGUCCUGCAAGAGAGCAAGAUAGGAACCAUAGGACGCAUCGGCCAUCUGAAAUUUACCACCCUUUGAAUCUGACUCUUUUGUCAGAUGCAGACAUAACUGAUAUUGUUCUUGCCUGGGUGAAGACCAAGACAUUCCUCUCCAGUGGACCUGCUAAAGAGUUCAUGGUGACAUCCACAAACAAUGACGUCAUCUUCUUCUAUUUCCUUGAGACAUUCACGGAGCACAGGUCAGUCUGCAUGCGAUUCGAGCCUCAAAUAAAAGACCUCCCUCAAUCCAGCGACACCAACAACCAAGAACCUCGACCCUGGAAGGUAGCCGUCUCGCCUGUCAAGAUGUUUAGUAACCAGGUGUGCCACUACCGCCUGAUCAACACAGACCAGCACAGGGGUUGCCAAUAUUGCCAGGAGCAGCAGUGGGUGACAUGCUCUCGUUGUGGUGGAGUAGGCCAAAAACCAUGUGCCAUGUGUAAGAUACAUCAGGGACCACAGUCCAAGCAAUGUAGCCACUGUCAGGGGAAGCGGCAGGUUUCCUGUGCAGCUUGCAUGGCGCUGGGUCGAGUGUGCUGCAAAAUGUGCGUGGGCAAAGGACGCCUGUGCUACUUCAAGGAAUUGAGGGUGGAGUACCGGACCCACAUGGAAAAUCGGCUGCUGACUGGUUGUGGGGUGCCGGAGAAGAAGCUGCUGAAGGCGGCUGGGGACGUGGUCCACGCCAGCAUAGGGACCACAGUGAGGCCUCUGUCACAGUUUUCAGUGCCAGAGGUGAACGACGUCUCACAGCAGAUGGUAGAGGCAUCCCAUCGAAGGUGGCCGCACUGUAAGGUCAUCCAGCAGAGGCAUCUCCUGAAGGCCAUACCGGUCACAUUUGCUCAGUACUACUGGAAAGGCGAGACUGGAGGCUUCUACAUCUAUGGGACAGACAACCGGGUAUACUGGCCAGACUACCCUCAGUGCAGAUUGUCGGAUCGCUGCACCAUUGCCUAG
Alosa alosa (allis shad) is the source of this 1059-nucleotide messenger RNA. RefSeq names its product protein SSUH2 homolog. Lineage: Eukaryota; Metazoa; Chordata; Actinopteri; Clupeiformes; Clupeidae. The transcript has a single exon. The coding region runs from base 1 to 1059 and encodes 352 amino acids. The record is from RefSeq and is a predicted model, not a curated record.